Molecule: messenger RNA, 141 nt
Organism: Lathyrus sativus (Indian pea)
Lineage: Eukaryota; Viridiplantae; Streptophyta; Magnoliopsida; Fabales; Fabaceae
Source: the annotation of a GenBank genome assembly
AUGAGUGAUAGUGAUUCAAAUAUUAGAGGCUCAAAGAAGAAGGUUUCAUGCAAAAAGCUUGGAGGGUAUCUCAAAGAACAAAAAGGAAGAUUAUACAUUAUUAGAAGAUGUGUUGUUAUGCUUCUUUGUUGGCAUGACUAA